This is a messenger RNA of Chrysemys picta bellii (western painted turtle), 1242 nucleotides long. Lineage: Eukaryota; Metazoa; Chordata; Testudines; Emydidae. The record is from RefSeq and is a predicted model, not a curated record.
AUGACUGCGUUAGAUACUAAAGAGCUUCCCAAGAUACUUAAGGAGCAUAUGGAAGCACUGAAGGCUGCUGUUGGGGAAGGAAACUUCACCGAAGCAGCUGCUAAAGCGAAAGAGGCUCUGGAGAUGGGUGAUGAAUUCACUCUCAACAUCGCUGUCACGGGGGAGGCGAGCUCUGGAAAAUCGUCCUUUGUCAACGCCAUCCGGGGCCUGGGGGAUACAGAUAAUGGUGCUGCUGCGAUAGGGGUCACUGAAACGACAAUGGAGCCCACUCCUUACCGACACCCUAAAUAUCCAAAUGUAACAGUCUGGGAUCUGCCAGGGACUGGGACACCAACGUUUAAAUCAGACAAGUAUCUCGAGAAGGUGGAGUUCAGCCUCUAUGACUUUUUCAUCAUCAUCUCCUGCACCCGCUUCAAAUACCACGAUAUUCAACUCGCCCAGGAGAUCCAGAAACAGGGGAAGCAGUUUUACUUUGUGCGCUCCAAGGUGGAUCUGGAUUUGACAAAUGAAAAACAACACUAUGAUGUGGCGGGAAUCCUGAAGCAGAGGAAAGCUUCCACGGAAAGGGCACGUCAGUACAGUGAGAGUGCGAUCCUCGAUCCCAUCAGAAAGGACUGCAUCAAACAGCUGAAAGCAGGAGGGGUGGCCUCCCCCCAGGUUUUUCUUGUAUCUAGAUGGGAGUUAGGCGAGUACGAUUUUCCCAAAUUGCAGGAAGUGCUAGUGGAUGAGCUCCCCGGUCACAAGAGACGCGCUCUCCUACGAUCCCUGUCCAAGAUGGUUAAAGAAACCUUGGAGAAGAAAAGAGAACAACUGCAAACACAGAUAUGGCUGAAAAGUCUGGUGUCAUGCGGAGUCGCUGCUAUUCCUAUCCCAGGUCUCUCCGCUGUUUGUGAUGUUGCCAUGCUGGUGACGUCGCUGAAAGAGUACUGCAGGGACUUCGGCCUUGAUGAAAAGUCUCUCGCUGCACUUGCUAGACAGGCUGACAAGACCAUUGCAGAGCUGAAGGCCAUUAUAAAGUCCCCACUGAGUGAGGAAAUAACAAAAGAGCUUGUAAUUAUGCUACUGACCAAGUGCGGAGCUGGGGCAGUGCAAUAUUCAACCAUUUUCUUAAAAUUUAUACCUGUGGUAGGUGCUGUGGUAGGUUCUGUGGCAGCUGCAGCAGUUUCGCUUCCUACCACAAAGCUCAUGCUGCAGGAUUUCCUGGAUAAUAUUGCUGCUGACACUGCACGAGUUCUGGAGGUG